GGCGCGCUAGUUCGGUUCGAGAGGUAGCAGUGUGGGAGUUGGGAAGGAGAGCAGCGGUUGGGAAAUGGAUCGACACGAGAUUUACUACUCGGAUCGGUACAAUGACGGCGAGUACGAAUACCGUCAUGUCAUGCUGCCCAAAAAGAUUGCAAAGCUCGUGCCCAAAACUCACCUCAUGUCUGAAACCGAGUGGAGGAACUUGGGGGUACAGCAAAGCCCGGGCUGGAUUCACUACAUGAUUCAUGAGCCAGAGCCUCACAUCCUGCUGUUCAGGAGACCGUUGCCGAAGAAAGAGCUGGAAGGGUUGUGAUGUCCCGGACGUUCUACUGUGCCCCCACCUUUCCCCUCCCCACCCCUCCAACCUCCACCCUGGACCACCCAGAGCACUCUGACAAAGCCCCUCUGCACAAUAGCCCACGCUUCACCUCUGCUUCUAACAGCUCGGGCUCACUUUCAGGCUGAGACUGGUGGAGUGUUUCUGGGGUGGGCCCAGGGACACCAGGAAGACGGACGCUGCUUGAUUUCUCACACUGCUCUUUGCAUUUCUUGUCGUGGGAUUCCUUCUCGCGACCGAUGCUACGGAGCAUGGUUCGCGUGGAUUCUCCUUUCAUCCCCUGAGAACAAGCCUUGAGCUGAGGUGCGACUGUUUCCCGAAGGUAUCGACCAGCCGGAGGAGGGAGCGGGUUCAGAAAACGUGUCAAAGAGGAAUUUGUGCGGCACCAGGGCCAGGGGUGUGCCAGAGCAGCGGUGGCGUUGUGAUAGUCUGCCAAUAGAGGGGCCGAGCUGCUUCAACCUUCAGCCGCGUCCUGCCCCGACCUCACUUUUAACCUUGUGAUACUCUGCACGCCAUGUCAGCCUGACCUCCCUCUGCCGUCUGUCCGUGCGAAUCGCCAAAAUUCCUGCUCAAUGUUGGGCAGCAGAGAGACCAAUCAGGACUCAACUCCACUUACAUGUGACCAUUCGGUCUCUCGAGCCCUUACCUGCCCUUUAAUCCCCAGCUGGCUCUGGAAUCUUUAGUUUUCCUAACAGUGCCCUCCCCUCCUUGAGGUUGGUGGGUUGGGGUUCAGCUGUGAUACAAGAUCUGAAUUGUAGAAACCCCUACAUCAGGCCAUUCGGCCCAUCAAGUGUGUGCCAAACCUCCAAAGACCAUCCCACCCAAACCAGUCCCAUCCCUUCUAAUGCUGCAUUUGCCAUGAAUGACCCAACUAGCUUGUCCGUCCCUGGUCACUACGGGACAAUUUAGCACGGCCAUCCCACCCUAACCCGCACAUCCCUGGGCACUACGGGACAAUUUAGCACGGCCAAUCCCACCCUAACCCGCACAUCCCUGGGCACUACGGGACAAUUUAGCACGGCCAUCCCACCCUAACCCGCACAUCCCUGGGCACUACGGGACAAUUUAGCACGGCCAUCCCACCCUAACCCGCACAUCCCUGGGCACUACGGGACAAUUUAGCACGGCCAAUCCCACCCUAACCCGCACAUCCCUGGUCACUACGGGACAAUUUAGCACGGCCAAUCCACCCUAACCCGCACAUCCCUGGUCACUGUGGGACAAUUUAGCACGGACAAGCCCACCCUAACCCGCACAUCCCUGGUCACUGUGGGACAAUUUAGCACGGCCAAGCCCACCCUAACCCGCACAUCCCUGGUCACUACGGGACAAUUUAGCACGGCCAAUCCACCCUAACCCGCACAUCCCUGGUCACUGUGGGACAAUUUAGCACGGCCAAGCCCACCCUCACCCGCACAUCCCUGGUCACUACGGGACAAUUUAGCAUGGCCAAUCCACCCUAACCCGCACAUCCCUGGUCACUAUGGGGCAAUUUACCACGGCCCAUCCACCCUAACCUGCACAUCCCUGGGCGCUACAGGACAAUUUAGCACGGCCAAUCCACCCUAACCCGCACAUCCCUGGGCACUACGGGACAAUUUAGCACGGCCAUCCCACCCUAACCCGCACAUCCCUGGGCACUACGAGACAAUUUAGCACGGCCAAUCCCACCCUAACCCGCACAUCCCUGGGCACUACGGGACAAUUUAGCACGGCCAAUCCACCCUAACCCGCACAUCCCUGGGCACUAUGGGACAAUUUAGCACGGCCAAUCCACCCUAACCCACACAUCCCUGGGCACUACGGGACAAUUUAGCACGGCCAAUCCACCCUAACCCACACAUCCCUGGGCACUACGGGACAAUUUAGCACGGCCAAUCCACCCUAACCUGCACAUCCCCGGGCACUACGGGACAAUUUAGCACGGCCAACCCACCCUAACCCGCACAUCCCUGGGCACUACGGGACAAUUUAGCACGGCCAAUCCACCCUAACCUGCACAUGCCUGGGCACUACGGGACAAUUUAGCACGGCCAACCCACCCUAACCCACACAUCCCUGGGCACUACGAGACAAUUUAGCACGGCCAACCCACCCUAACCCGCACAUCCCUGGACACUACGGGGCAGUUUAGCACGGCCAGUCCACUCUAACCCACCCAGUUUUGGACUGUGGGAGGAAACCCUCACAGACACAGGUUGGUGGUGGGCAGCAGGAAUGCAAAGGUUCAAACUCUAUACAGAACCCGAGGCUGGAAUCAAACCCGGGUCCCUCACACUAUAAAGCAGCAGCGUUAACCACUGAGCCACCAUAUUGAGUCCUUUUAGUUGAGAGAGAAUCUGUCUGCCACUUUACUUCAAAGAUCUGCCGUCUCCAUUCAAACUUGCUAGUCAACUGCACAACUGGUUCUCAAGGCCAAUGUGUCUGUCUUUUUUUUUCCUUCUGUAUGUGUAAAGAGGGGGAACGGGAAGGCGGGGGGGGACACAGUAAUUAGUGACUGCUGUAAAAUGCACCUAGACUUUAAUUUCACCUUAUUGCUGCUGCUCAUUUUUGUAAGACACUCUCUGUCCCUGUAGGAGCAGAAUGUAGGCCAUUUGGCCCAUCGGGUCUGCUCUGCCAUUCAAUGAGAUCAACUUCGCUUUCCUCCCUGUUCCACCCAUAACCCCACGAUUUCCUCUCCCAGGCGGAAUCCUUAACCAUGCCAUGUGGCUGUAGGCCUCGCUGUGGCUCCCCCAGAAGCGACAUUUUAUUGAACCCUGUGCAGGGUUAAGAGCACACCCUGCGUCCUGGGGUAACCCCCAGCCAAUUCACUGACAGGACUCCUUAGAUCCGGAGCCCUGGAAUGUAGUGUACCCCAUGCAAUCUCCUGUUUUCGUAGCUUUUGAUACUUGUUUAUUGUGAUCUGUCUUUGUUUUUUAAUAAAUCUUUACCGACGAUUCUUUA
Stegostoma tigrinum is the source of this 3277-nucleotide messenger RNA. RefSeq names its product cyclin-dependent kinases regulatory subunit 1-like. NCBI's taxonomy places the organism in Eukaryota, Metazoa, Chordata, Chondrichthyes, Orectolobiformes, Stegostomatidae. Gene Ontology annotation, cellular component: cyclin-dependent protein kinase holoenzyme complex; SCF ubiquitin ligase complex. Gene Ontology annotation, molecular function: protein kinase binding; histone binding; ubiquitin binding. The record is from RefSeq and is a predicted model, not a curated record. The transcript is spliced from 3 exons. The coding region runs from base 65 to 310 and encodes 81 amino acids. Gene Ontology annotation, biological process: regulation of mitotic cell cycle.